Lachancea fermentati is the source of this 477-nucleotide messenger RNA. The record is from the annotation of a GenBank genome assembly. Lineage: Eukaryota; Fungi; Ascomycota; Saccharomycetes; Saccharomycetales; Saccharomycetaceae.
AUGGCUUCACCUUAUGUUGAAAGAGUUCUAUUGUCACUCCUAGCGAUAUUCAUCCCCCCUGUCGCUGUCGGUUUGCGAGUGGGAUUUAGAACAAAGGACACAUUGAUAAAUGUUCUUUUUACUAUUAUCCUCUUCGUUUUUGGCGUAGCUCACGCCCUAUACGUUAUCUUCACGACAAGCAAUAUCAGUGCUAGUAGCCAUUCAGAUUACACUUCUCUGGAUAACAAGGAUGACUUAGAAGCACAGAUUGCUACAGUUCCAUCAGCAGACUCACGGGGGCACAACGUAACGUCGAACGAUGAACAAUCUUUCUUUAGAGAUCAGGUUCAGGAGCAACCUCAGGAUUACUCUGAAGGACAUUCUCAGGAUUACUCUGAAGCACAUUCUCAGGAGCAGCCUCCAAAUUACAAUGAUGUUGCCCGUCCUGGCGUAUUGACGGCUGCACAGGCCGCAACGGAUUUUAAGAUCCAGCACUAG